GCUGGCACGGGCCCUUCGGCGAGCCGCCCUCCAAUUGGCUCUCUGCCCGGGGGCCUGGAGGGAGGCAAACAGCUCGUCACUGCCAAGGCAGCGGUGAUUGGCGAAGCCCUUCGCACAUCACGGGCCUCGGGAUUCGCCCUGCAGCUGUCGCUGGAACGUCAAGGCCGGUGACGUCCUGCCCGCUCCCCCUGCCGCCCCUCCAGCUGUGGCUCUUGGGUGAGCCCCCGCCCCCUUCUCUUUUAUCUUCCCGCAGAAAACGUGACGGGCUCUCUCUGCCUAGGCGCGAGUCGUCGGGGGCUCCGGGCCUGAUCAUGCUUCUCCGGUCUUGCGCGCUGGUAUAUAAAGAGGAAUUGGAUGGGCGCAGGUGGUGUCUCUUCACCGCCGUGUUUCACUUUUAGAAUUGCUGUGCAGUCACGUUAUCGGGCGGUUGCGUACUGAAGAUUAGACUGGAAGGGAAAAAAAGACUAGGAGCCGGGCCAGGGAACGGCGCUGCUGCUUUCGGAUCCGCUCUUUCGAAAGGAAGCUUCGCCAGCGGUGCUGGACCAUGGCAGACGAGAGCGCCCGCGGCGGCAGCCCCAGCGGUGGAGCCGCGGCCGAGCCCUCCGGGGGCUCCUGCGACAGCAGCCGCUGUAACGUGCUCAGCUGGGAACAAGUGCAGCGCCUGGACCGCAUCCUGACCGAGACCAUUCCCAUCCACGGCCGGGGGAACUUCCCGACACUGGAGAUGCAGCCGCGGCAGAUCGUAAAGGUGGUUCGGAGCCGCCUGGAGGAGAAGGGCAUCGGCCUGCGCGACGUGCGCCUCAACGGCUCGGCGGCCAGCCACGUCCUGCACCAGGACAGCGGCUUGGGCUACAAGGACUUGGACCUCAUCUUCUGCGCGGACCUGAAAAGCGAGACCGAGUUCCAGACUGUCAAGGAUGGCGUCCUGGACUGUCUCUUGGAUUUCUUGCCCGAGGGCGUUAACAAAGAGAAGAUCACUCCCUUGACUUUGAAGGAAGCCUAUGUGCAGAAAAUGGUGAAAGUGUGCAAUGAUUCAGAUCGAUGGAGUCUCAUCUCCCUGUCCAACAACAGUGGCAAAAAUGUGGAGCUGAAAUUUGUGGACUCUCUCAGGAGGCAGUUUGAGUUCAGCGUAGAUUCUUUUCAGAUCAAGCUAGACUCCCUCCUCCUUUUUUAUGAAUGUUCCGAGAACCCGAUGACUGAAACGUUCCACCCCACUAUCAUUGGGGAGAGUGUCUAUGGGGAUUUCCAAGAAGCUUUUGAUCACCUUUGCAACAAGAUAAUUGCUACCAGAAACCCAGAAGAAAUCCGGGGAGGUGGCCUCCUUAAGUACUGCAACCUUCUAGUAAGGGGCUUCAGGGCUGCUUCUGAAUCCGAGAUUAAGUCGCUCCAGAGAUAUAUGUGCUCCAGGUUUUUCAUUGACUUUUCAGACAUCGGAGAACAGCAGCGGAAGUUGGAGUCAUACUUGCAGAACCACUUUGUAGGGCUCGAGGACCGCAAGUACGACUAUCUCAUGACUCUUCAUGGUGUGGUGAAUGAGAGCACAGUGUGCCUGAUGGGACACGAGAGGAGGCAGACUUUGAAUCUCAUCACCAUGCUGGCAAUCCGUGUCCUAGCGGAGCAAAAUAUCAUCCCAAACGUGGCCAAUGUCACUUGCUACUACCAGCCAGCCCCAUAUGUAGCAGAUGCUAAUUUUAGCAAUUACUAUAUCGCCCAGGUUCAGCCAGUGUUCCCCUGUCAGCAACACACAUACUCCACUUGGUUGCCCUGUAAUUAACAUCUGUUUUAAUAGACUUGGUGGGGAAAGUGGUUUUUUUUUUUCUAUCUAGCAACUAAAGGGGAAGGAUGGCACUCUCCUUUAAAAAUAAAAGGGGGUGGUUUUUGAGAAACGGUGGUCUGCUCUAGCUUUUUAAGCUUGAGGAAAGCUGGCGGUUCUUCUAUUUGAUGUGACGAAGCAUAAUUUAGAAAAGAACCAACAACUUAAUUGGAUUCCGCCCCAGAGCACAAGAGGCCUGUCAUGAAAAGCAAAUAGCUCCCCUUGAAGUAAACCAGGGAGGAAUGCUUGAUGACAAUAUGGGUUGGCUUAGCCUGCUCCCAUAGCUAUGGCUUAGUGAAAGUUGAGAAGCCUUUGUUUUUUAAAUGGGAUUUGCAAAAAAGGGAGACUAUGGGGUGGGAUGGGGGAAAGCUAAAUACAUGUUCAAGAAUUUGAAGUUAGCAGUGUAACAGAGGUGUUGAAGUAAGAUGUAUAUUGGAAUUGCUGCCUUCAGGGCAUGGACUCAACAAGUGCUGUCAGUGGACCAGUCCCAUAGAAUAUAGGUUGCUUGAAUAGAAUGCUUUAGGGGAAACAGCUUGCUCCAACUGAGCAGCAGUAGAAUGGCACACUUAUUAAAAAGAGAGGGGGGAGAUGACAAAUUCCAUUGUUUCCAGCUGUGUGCAUGCUUCACAUUAUAAAAAAAAUGUGGAAAAGCAAGAGAUCCAGCUGUAGCAAGCAACAUAUGCUUCCGGACCAAAGAUUUCACAGAUAAGUUAUCUAAGCAAAGAGGAAGACACAGUAGACAUUUUUUAAAAAAAGAUAUAACUAUAUUUGUACAAACAAAUAUUAAACAAAAGUGCCUGAUGCCUUCAGAAAAUUUGAAGUGAGAGAAAUAUAGUUUUGUGGUUUAACCUUGCAUAACUUUUUUUAUCAGGGACACAAGAAAUGGGGGGGAAGCUUGUGAAUAGGUGGUGGAGGAAAUGCCUAAUUUUUUUCCUGGCAAAUACCUAUAUAAAAUUUAUAUUGUUGGUAUGAUGUUCUCAUAGGUACAUGUGUGUAUAUUGUCGCAUGUGUGUGCCUGAGUGCGCGCGCGUGUGUGUGUGUAUGUGUGUGUGUGUGUAUAUAUAUAUAUAUAUUUGUAGCAUUAUAUCUAUAUACACAAAAUUUUUUGAGUAUGUUCUAGGAAAAUGUAGCAAUUUUAAAGAAUGUUUUAAAUAAAGUGUGUUUUCCAGUCUGCAACAGGAUGUCCUAAUAGUGUGGGCACCUUGCAGACAGUUAUUGACCUGUACCAGAAAAUCUAGAUAGAUAAACCAGUUGUACAUGAGGUGGAAUUAAAAUGAUGCCUUUUGUUGCAAGAACAGAGCUUUCAGUAAUUCAUUGGAGAAGCCUUAGAAGCUUCCUGUCUGGACAAAUAUUUCACUAGCUGACCCUUUCUCCUCAUAUUUUGUGUUGUAAUAUGGGUUUGACACUCAAAUCAGUAAGUCUCAUGCUGCAGAUUUUCAUACAGCAUAGACAUCCCAUUGAAAGAUAACUCAAGGCAAGUCUAUUUAAAUUUCCCGGAACGGUUAAAGAAUAUUGUCUUAUUUGAUGAUUUGAUGGCUAAUUAUUACUAUUUAAAAAUAAUUUACAGAAUGCAUUGGGCAUUCCAGGACCACUAGAAGAUUGUAAAUGUGAAAUGAACCAUUAUGGAAGAGUG
Eublepharis macularius is the source of this 3446-nucleotide messenger RNA. RefSeq names its product terminal nucleotidyltransferase 5A (gene TENT5A). Gene Ontology annotation, biological process: mRNA stabilization. Gene Ontology annotation, molecular function: RNA binding; poly(A) RNA polymerase activity. The transcript is spliced from 3 exons. NCBI's taxonomy places the organism in Eukaryota, Metazoa, Chordata, Lepidosauria, Squamata, Eublepharidae. Bases 545 to 1774 code for a protein of 409 amino acids. The record is from RefSeq and is a predicted model, not a curated record.